GAAACGUGGAAAGAAUGUAACAAUUUGUUUAAUAUUCACUUUGCGCAAUUUGUCAGUAUUAAAGUUGUCACAAUUUCUAAUUCCGAUUAUGAAAGCACGUAAUGAAUUAUGGAAUAACAGAAAACGUGCAAAAAAGAUAACAUUACGUAUAAUAUUUAAAUAAAAAUGGUAUUUCAAAUAACAUGUUAAGGCAGCAUUGGAAUUGAUGGAGUUUUUAGCUUUUUAAAAGUGUUUUUAGAACUACAUACGAACAUCAUAAGUAUUUUAAGCGCUGUAAUAUUUUUUUGUGUAUGAACAUGUGAAACAUGUCUUUCCACUUAUUUAAUAAUAAACAGGCUAUCUUCACUCAUGAACUGCAAGAUGUUUGCAAACAGGGUGUAGAAAAUGUGUGGCAUCCUCUUGAAAUCAUGAUCACAUUGACACCACAGCAAGGAAGCAGUGGCCAACAGGAAGUGCAUGCUCAUAUUGACCUUCAUGUGACAUGUUCAGAGCGGUACCCAGACCAGGUGCCAAAAAUUGAACUUGAGAAUAGCAAAGGACUGUCAGUUCAGCAAGUUGUUCAGUUACAGUCUGAGUUAGACAGUUUAGCUCAGGAACUUAAAGGUGAAGUGAUGAUAUUUGAACUUGCUCAACAUGUACAAAAAUUUCUGCAUAUUCACAACAAACCAGGAUUUAAAUCUUUCUAUGAGGAGAUGUUAUCACGGCAGGAACAGCAGCAGGAACAGCAGCAGCUAAUUAAGAAGCAGAAGGAAGACAAACAGCGACAGGCCAUCCAGGAUGAAAUUCAGAGAAAGAAGGAGGCACUGCAGGAGGAGAAGCAACGCAGGAGAAGUCAUUGCAGGUCUGUUGGGGAUGAUAAAGUUUCAGCUGUUAACAGUGACCAUCUGGGUCACAUUGAGAGGAGUCGGAGUUGCAGCUAUGUACGCACCUGCUCAAAUUCCAGGAGGAGAAGUCAGAGCACGUCCGAGAGUAGUGAGGGUUCCCUGUGCAGUCACAAGGGUACGAAACUCUUACACUUCAGUCAUAGGGGUGAGAGACAGAUUUACCGUGGUACAUGUUUAGGUCACAGCCCUAGAGGCAGUGUAGUGUAUGCUGGUGUGGACAUUGCAACAGGUGAAAUGGUUGCUGUUACUGAAUGGACAUUAAAAUUGAAGCCAAAGAUCAGCAAGAAAGUGACUUUCCAUGAUGCAGAUUCUGAGUCCAAUGAUUUCACAAAGUAUAUGAAGCAGGUUAAUAGUAUUGAGCAAGAAUUGAAUUAUCUUCAGAAACUGAGUCAUGAAAACUUGGUUCAGUAUAUUAGUAUGAAAUACGUGCAGGAAAAAGAAAGUGUAGUAAUUUUUAUAGUUCAGGAAUUUGUAAAUGGUAUAAAUUUGGCCUUCUGUCUGAUGGAAAACUUGUCUCUAGAUGUAGAUUUCUUGCGGCAUUAUUCUACUGGAAUUUUGAGUGCAUUGGCAUGCUUGCACAGUAACAAUGUUGUCCAUAAAGACCUCCGAGAUACCAGUGUGUUCAUCAGUAAAUCUGGCGUGGUUAAAGUUGGAGAUUACAGCCUGGACAAACGUCUGUCAGAUAUUUUCCAGGCCACUUUGAAUGGGAAAGCAGAGAACAUUUACCCCCCAUCUCUUGGUCGAGGAGGCAAGAAAGCUGAUAUUUACCGCUUUGGUAUUCUGAUGUUGUCCCUUAUCAGGGGCUGUGUCAUCCAUGACACUGUACCUGAAAUGCCAUCUAAUCUUCAGCCUGACCUUAGGGAUUUUCUGUCUAAGUGCCUGUUGAAAGAUGAGCGACAGAGGUGGAGUGCAGAACAGCUGUUAGAGCAUCAGUUUGUUAAAAGUCCCAUUGAACAUGGGCUGAGUCCACAGCGAAGUACAGAAGAAAAGCAGUAUAAAUAUACAGAAGAGACCGAAGAUGAGGAACCAGAUUCUGAUAUUCACUUUUUCUUGCCAGCUAAUCCAAAAGGACAAUCCAGAAUACAGAAUGAAUUUGAAAGUUUAAAGUGGUUAGGGAAAGGUGCCUUUGGAGAUGUUUUGAAGGUUCGUAAUAAAUUGGAUGGUGGUGUAUAUGCUAUUAAACGUAUUGAGUUGAAUCCAAAGAACAAGCAGCUCAACAAGAAGAUAACUUGGGAAGUGAAGCUUCUGUCCCGUCUCAAUCAUGAAAAUGUGGUGCGCUACUACAACUCAUGGAUAGAGAGUGCGACCAUUGAGCCUGCUUCAGUACUGAGCAGUAUUGCCCCCUCUCCUGCACCUGUUCACACAAAUAAGUUGAAUUCUAACCAGUUAGUCCUCACUGAUGAUGUCGAGAAAUUGGCUCCACCCAUGAAGGAUGAGUGUGUGGAGUGGAGUGUUUCGUAUGAAUCCAGAGUAAGUGCUUUGCAUGAGGAAAGUGCCAGUUCCGUUGACAGCUCCGAUGAAGAUGAGGGUUGGAUUACUUUUUUGCCUUGUUCUGACUCAUCAGAUGGGAUUAUAUUUGAGAAGGAUGAAGUGGUAACAUCAUGUUUGCAGUCUCAAACUGGAUCUUGCAGUGUGAGUGACACAGAUUGUGAUCAGAAGAAAGAUUCUGCUGUUGCACACUGCAAAGAAAUUCAGUUCAUGUUUAUUCAAAUGGAGUUUUGUGAGAAGAGUACUUUAAGGACUGCAAUCGACAGUAGAUUAUGUGAGGAUGAGGAACGAGUGUGGCGGCUGUUCAGGGAGAUGGUUGAAGGUUUGGCUCACAUCCAUCAGCAGGGUAUGAUUCAUCGAGACCUUAAACCAGUAAACAUUUUCCUUGAUUCAAACGAUCAUGUUAAGAUUGGAGAUUUUGGACUGGCCACAACCAACAUCCUUCCAAGACAUCUGGCCUCAACUCCUGAUGGCAAGUUGACAGACAUACCUUCGUUUUCACAGGAGAUGGGUGACGGCUCCUUAACUGGGCAGGUGGGAACAGCUUUAUAUGCUGCUCCUGAACUCACUACAUCAGGCAAGAAGGCAAUUUACAAUCAGAAAGUCGAUCUCUACAGUUUGGGUAUAAUUUUCUUUGAGAUGUGUUAUCAUCCACUUUUAACAGGCAUGGAGAGAGUGAACAUUUUAGUAAAUCUUCGGAACAAUGAAAUUAUUUUCCCCUCUGAUUUUACAGAAGAUGAAAGACUGCAACAAGUUUAUAUUAUUAGGUGGCUGUUAAAUCAUGACCCAAGUCAACGUCCAACAUCUCUUGAGUUAUUGCAGUCAGAUUAUGUCCCACCGCCUGAGCUAGAAGAAGCAGAGCUGCAGGAAAUGGUUCGUCACACGUUGUCCAAUCCACAGAGCAAAUCAUACAAAUAUCUUGUAGGCUCUUGCUUUAAACAGGAGGUAACGCGAGCAGAAGACAUAACAUAUGACAUGAAUGUUGGCAAGAAUGCUUCAUUACCUAUGCUACUGAUGCUGCAAGAACUGGCAAAAGAAAGAAUUGCACUAGUGUUCCAGAAGCAUGGUGCCACCUGUUUGUCAACUCCUCUCCUCAUGCCACAGAAUGUGUUAUAUGACAAUACAGAUUCCUGUGUGCGCCUCAUGUCUCACUCUGGUGGCAUCGUCACCAUCCCACAUGAUCUCCGCGUUCCAUUUGCACGCUAUGUGGCCCGGAAUGGGAUUACAUGUCUCAAGAGAUACACAAUUGAUAAAGUGUACAGGGAAAAAAGAGUAUUUGGUUUUCAUCCAAGAGAGCUGUAUGAAUGUGCAUUUGAUAUUGUCACUCCAAUCACAGGAACUCUGAUGGCAGAAGCAGAAUUACUUUCUGUAGCUUGGGAAGUUGUGAAUGAGUUCCCUAGUCUUCGAGACAAGACCUGCCUGAUUCGUUUAAAUCAUGCGUCUCUCUUGAAAGCAAUUUUGAUACAUUGUGGGAUAGAGGAAGAGAAGUACCAUGACAUUUACAUGAUCCUUAGUGAAGCUAGGGAUGAGAAAUACUCUAAGUUUCAAGUACAGACUCAUUUGAUCAGUCUUUGUUUAAAUGACCAAGCAAUGGUUACAUUGUUUAGUCUUAUUGAGACAGAGAGUCCGAUCUCCAAAGUAGCCAGUGCUUUCCGUGUUAUUACCAAGAGGAAGGGUGAGGCAGCAUCAUUAGCCAAGCAAGGCUUCCAUGAGUUAGAAACAAUUAUUAUGAAUGCAGAAGCCCUAGGAGUGAAGUGUCCUAUUGUGGUUGCCCCAGGGCUUGUAUAUAAUGUGCAGCAAUACUCUGGUAUGAUGUGUCAGUUUGUAUGCGAAUUGAAAAAGAAACGAAGAAGAGGUGGGUUGGAUGUUAUUGCAGCUGGUGGGACAUACGAUAAAAUGCUGGCUGACUUCCGUAGGACACUAGACAUGACUAGUGUGGCUUCAAAGGAGGUAAGUCAGGCUGCAGCUGGGAUCAGCAUCUCACUUGACAAGAUAGUGUCUGCGUUACAAGAUGAGAAUAAUGUACCAGCUGUGGAUGUCGUGGUCUGUUCCGUUGGUAAUCGGUCCAUGGUGAAGGAGAAGGCAGCUGUAAUCCGAGAGCUGUGGGCAGCUGGCAUAAAGAGUUCUCUCAUUGACAGUCUCCAGAGUUUGGAAGAAAUCAAGGACUACUGCCAAGAAAAUUUAGUGCCUCACAUAGUUAUGCUGAAGGACAUAGAGACAGGGACACUUCGGGUUUGUAGUUGGGAAAAGGAAAGGUUCCAAGAGAGGAAGGUGAAUAUGUGUGACUUGGUGGAGUUUUUACAACGAUUGCUGAAGAACAGUGGUGAAUCUGCAGAUGCACACAGCAUGCUGAUGAGAUCAGAGUGCAGAGUGCCAAAUACUGAUCUUGCAGGAGGAAAUCCGUUGCUGAAUUUCAACUUCAUCACUCUGGAGAAGUACCAGAACAAUAGUCGGAGGAGAUACGAAAUUCAGAUGUUGUCACACAUGUCCAGCACACUUCAGUGUCUCUCUGCCAAAGUUCGUGUGGAAGUGUUGGCUUUGAACCUGGAAUCUGUUGUGGUAAAGACUUUGGCUACACAUCUUGAGUUGGAUUCAGACCAACAAGAAUUCCAGAAGAAUAUUGGACUAGUUACUGAAAGGCACCCGCGCCAUAAGAAAUACUUGAUAAGAAUCUGUGAUGAAAUCCAUGAUCUGAGAUGUGAAAAGAACUGUCCAGUAAUUAUUUUGUAUAGCUUAGGUGACAACACUUUUAAAGUUCUUAUGUGACUGAAUGUUCCUACUACUAAUGCCUGUAUUGAGCAACAAAAAGACAUUCAGAAGUUAUUUUAUGUGUGUGUCUGGAUUGAGAUAUAAUUUAUAUUAGAUAUUGAUGUCAAGAAAUGUCUGUGUUUUGAAGGAUGAUUGCUGCCUAACCCACAGCCAGUAUAAAACUACCUUAUUAUAAUAAACGUAAUGGCCAUAUUGGUAUCUGGAACACUUUACAUUCCACCAUAUUUUGUUACCAGUCUGUGUUGUGGACAUACUGUACAGCCAGGGAAUAUGUUAUAGGUCACAUACUUUGCAGGCUACAUUACUUGUAUUUAAGGAGUAGAAAGUUACCAGUGAGCCCUGAUAGCAAUAAUUCCUGUUCGCUAUGCUCUCUAAACUGUUAUUUAGUAUUUUUAUGGGAUAUUUGGGAAACAGUUUCCUUCCUUUUCACUUUGAUAGAAAGAACAGUUUUAUUCAGUAGAACCAGAGCGCCCAAAUGCCACAGCUGAGUGGUUACUACUCCUGCAUCAUAUUUGCGAGGUCCUGGGUUUAAAUUUCGGCCCAGAGACCAAUUUUCCUGACUUAGGCUUUACGGCUUUACAUAGUUUUCCCAGACCCUCCAGGCAAAUGCCAGGAUAGUGCCUUAAAUUAGGCCACUUCUAUAUUCUUUGAAAUUCCUUAUUCACUAAUCACUCUUUUAUCCUGUGCUGUGUAGUCUGAACUACUGACAUUUAAAUAAAAUGGCUAAGUUAUAGUAAAUUCAUUGCACAGCGGUGAGUGUGAAGAUGAAUCGCCCUGAUGAUGGAGGCAGUAUGACCUCAGAAACGUUGGUUAACAUUGACCAGACUACACAGUGCAACAACCCAGAAGACAGAAAUCUUCAGCAAAUUAAUUGUUAUUAAUUUAAAGGGGAAUUAUAGCACACAGAUUUACAGUUUUCAGUCUUCGACAUAGACGUUUCACAAGCUGACUAAUCUCUGUACAUAAUUUGUCUAUGUGUCAGUUUAGUGAACUGUAAGACAAAUAUUUUCAAUGUCUGUGUAUCAUUGAAAUACUUUGUAAUAUAAGCUCUUCUGCAAAGAAUGCAUAAUGGCCGUGAUCAUAUGUGAAUAGGGAUUUAAACCUGCCUACUAUGCGUCUGCCAACGAGGAAUUAAACUGUUAACCAGUAUACUAAUGUGAUGCGUGACCAGCUGGACUGUGCUUAAACCUUGACACAUGGUUGAUAAAGGAUGAUUUAUAUAGUCAUGUAAAUGUUAGAUCAUUCUAGUUUACAUUUUAAUAGCAGGAUGAAUGUAUGAAAAUAUACUGGCAAAUAUAAUUGAAAGUAUGUGAAGUACCACAUUUUCAAAACUGCAUUGGCCUUUGUAAAUAUAAUAAAUGUUACAUAAUUAAUUUGUUUUUAUUUCUUUUCAUUACAAUGAAAUUUUAUUGUUACAAAUAUAAUUUGUCAUCCCAUAACAGUUUGUUAUAGUGAGGGUUUAGUAAACUGGUGAAUUGGGCAUGGCAGUAAAGGGCUCUUACGUACCAUACAUGACAAGGACCACAGAAACUACAUUUUGUUUAUAGAUGCCAGUUAUUUGAAUGUAAUGCCCUUAUUUCUAGAUAGAAUUUGUGAUUAAAUUAAUAUUGAACAAGUAAUUUAUUUAUGCGAUAUUGAAAUAUUUGUUUUGAGGGCUGGAAUGUAUUUGCUCUGGAUAUCGGAUGCCGUUACGUUCAGGAAGAGACAAGGUUUGUUUGACAGUUUGCAAGAAAUGUGAAACGUAUUGUGUGGUGCCAUAAGGUGGAAGAAGUUUGUAAAAUGACCAGUGUACAGUCAAGGCUUGCACUGGCUGAUGGGCUAGUGCUGAAUGCUGUCGCUUUUUUUUGAAUUCCUAAGUUCCAUGACUUUUGUGCUCAGUUUAUGUUUUCCAUUAUUAAAAUAUGAAUUCUGGUGUAUGCAAUUUUUAUUCCUGGUUUGCACUGUAAAUUACUUUAUGGUUUUUAUAGUAAUCGGUUGACAUAAGCAGAAGAAUGUUUACUGUGAAUUUAGUGUUGAAUGUGAUAUACAGAAACGGUAGUAAAAAAAUAUGUUUUACAUGUCAGUGUAACUUUUAUAAAAUAUUUUGGUCUCAGCGUUGACAUAAAAUGGACUGUAAUAUCAGUGUUUAAAUCUUGCCUUGAUACUUACACAUUGAUUUUGCAGGUGAUUUCUACAUGAAUCAGUGUCAGGAAAUUUAUAAAGAAUAUCCUUGAAGUGAUGCUUUUGUGCCACAUGUGGCACAAUCUGUUUAUAGGUUUACAUUAAUGUCAUUAAAUGUUCACUAAAGUGCUUGUACAGGAAAUUGUAGGUAUCGUAUAAUUUUUAUAGUAAAUUGCCCAUCAUGAAUGAUGGGAAAAUCUAAA
This is a messenger RNA of Zootermopsis nevadensis, 7504 nucleotides long. It is a transcript of the gene Gcn2, whose product is annotated as eukaryotic translation initiation factor 2 alpha kinase Gcn2. The record is from RefSeq and is a predicted model, not a curated record. Lineage: Eukaryota; Metazoa; Arthropoda; Insecta; Blattodea; Termopsidae. Gene Ontology annotation, biological process: regulation of translational initiation by eIF2 alpha phosphorylation; DNA damage checkpoint signaling. Gene Ontology annotation, cellular component: cytoplasm; nucleus. Gene Ontology annotation, molecular function: protein binding; ATP binding; eukaryotic translation initiation factor 2alpha kinase activity.